Cuscuta epithymum is the source of this 1523-nucleotide messenger RNA. NCBI's taxonomy places the organism in Eukaryota, Viridiplantae, Streptophyta, Magnoliopsida, Solanales, Convolvulaceae. The record is from the annotation of a GenBank genome assembly.
CUUUCCAAUUCUCAACUCUCAUGGGUAAUGAACAAGUGCAUUUCAAUUCCAAUCGAUCACAACUAUCUUCUAUUUAAAGCGCAGCUUUGGUUAAAGGCUCUUCAGUCUCAGUAUAUAGUCGAUUCCAAGUCUCCCCAGAAUCUGUAAUCUGCAACAAGAAAACAUCUUCCAAGUCCAGGAAAAAAAUGCCUUCCGGUCCAAAGAAAAGGAGAGCUGCCAAGAACAAGGAAGCUGCAGCCAAAGUUGUUUCAAGCAAUGCACAUGGUUCUGGAAAUACUGCGGAGUCUACGGAGAAGGCAUCAUUGACUUUGAUGAACACCAUUGUCAGCGAUGCUUCCACUAAUAAAGAACCAGAAAAGGUUGUGGAUGCAUCAUCUGCUCCCGAGGAAUUAUCUCGGGUAACCAAGGAGUGGGUUAAUGGCAAUGACGACGAAAAAGCAUCUAAAGUGAUCAAUGAAUGCUGCAUAGCUUCGUCUGAAUCAGUCCAGGGGUCUAAUGAAUCCCAAAUAUGUAACAAUGGCGGCCCCUCUGAGGGAAAAGCUGAACACAUUUCAAGCAUAUGUGUUGACAAUGUGAUCGGUGCUGAUGCCUCCAUCGGAACACUAGUUUCUGCAGACCCUCUGAAAGGGGAUGAUGAUGGGCCAGAAGAAAUUGGGAGUGCCACUUGCAUUGCUGAAUCUGAGGUGAAAGUCUCUGCGGAAAGUGUUAAAGACUCUGCCACCGUUGCGGCUACAAAUGCCUCCAUCGGAACACCAGUGGCUGCAGAUGUUCCUGAAGAAAUCGAGAAGGUAGCUUGCAUUGCCGAAUCUGAGGCGAAAGUCUCUCUAGAAAGUGUUGAAGCCACUGCCACCAUUACGGCAGCUGUGCAAAGUGAAAUCUUGGAAGUGAUCUGUCAGAAAGAUGAUAUUAGCAUGACAGAAAAGAAAGUGUCUAACAAUGAGAAGAAGGAUGCACCUGUGAUGUCGUCUGAGAUUGCUGCCAAGGAUGCUGAUGAGUUUUUUAUUCAGAAGGAUGGUGUUAAAGUGGUGAAUGGGAGUGAAAUAACGUGCAACGUCGAAGGGAAAGACUAUGGAGCUGAGUUUGAUGCUGAGUUUCUGACUUCUAAGAUAAAUGAAGUGGUCAGUAGCAUAUCAGUUGCUCAUGAUGGGAAAUUUAUAACCCAUCUUAAAUUGAUGUUUUCUGCCAUUGGCUUCAAAGAUUUUAAUGCUGCAGUAUUUGAUGAACAUUAUAGUAAGUUGAUGGAGGUGGUGGAACAAUUUGAACGUGAAGCUCAGGAGUUUAAGGCUGUUUUGUUCAUGCUCAGGAAACUUAAGAUGUCUGCUGCGGCUGCUCUUACUACCUGAUCCAAUUUGGCAUUCUCCCUCCUUUCUACUUCUUUGUAUGCUAUCAAGUAUUAAUACAUAUGGAUGUUUUAAAUGUUUUGUGAUGAACCUUUUGCAUCAGCAUUGUUUUGUUCAACUGUUUCAAUUUCUAAACACUUCAUGCUUUUUCCCUGCUAUUUAUGGAUACCUAAUUGGAAGGCC